AUGGCUAGAAGAAAGAAUUUCAAAAAGGGAAACAAGAAGACUUUUGGAGCCCGUGAUGACUCAAGAGCUCAAAAGAACUGGUCAGAACUAGAAAAGGAAAAUGAAAAAUGGGAAAGAUACUACAAGACUUUAGCUCUUUUUCCAGAAGACCAAUGGGAACAGUUCAAGAAAACAUGCCAGACCCCACUACCUCUGACCUUUAGAAUUACAGGCUCCAGAAAGCAUGCUGGCGAGGUUUUGGAUCUAUUCAAGGAAAGGCAUCUACCAAACUUGACUAAUGUUGAAUUCGAAGGUGAAAAAAUCAAGGCCCCUGUAGAAUUACCUUGGUAUCCAGACCAUCUCGCCUGGCAAUUGGAUGUUCCUAAGACAGUCAUUAGAAAAAAUGAACAAUUUGCAAAAACCCAGAGGUUCUUGGUUGUUGAAAACGCGGUUGGUAACAUCUCAAGACAAGAAGCUGUUUCAAUGAUUCCCCCAAUCGUUCUUGAAGUGAAACCUCAUCAUACCGUUUUGGAUAUGUGCGCUGCUCCUGGUUCAAAAACUGCUCAGCUAAUUGAGGCCUUACAUAAAGAUACAGAUGAACCAUCUGGAUUCGUUGUAGCGAAUGAUGCCGAUGCUAGAAGAUCUCAUAUGUUGGUUCACCAAUUGAAGAGAUUGAAUAGUGCUAAUUUGAUGGUUGUUAAUCAUGAUGCUCAGUUUUUCCCACGCAUUAGAUUACACGGCAACUCAAAUAAAAAGAAUGACAUUUUGAAAUUCGACAGAAUUCUUUGUGAUGUUCCAUGUUCUGGUGAUGGUACCAUGAGGAAAAAUGUUAACGUUUGGAAAGAUUGGAACACACAAGCAGGGCUUGGUUUGCAUACUGUUCAACUAAAUAUCCUGAACAGAGGUCUGCAUCUUCUAAAGAGCAACGGUAGAUUGGUUUACUCGACCUGUUCUUUAAAUCCUAUUGAAAAUGAGGCUGUCAUUGCGGAGGCACUAAGAAAGUGGGGCGACAAAAUUAGGUUAGUUAAUUGUGAUGAUAAACUUACUGGUUUAAUAAGGUCCAAGGGUGUAUCUAAAUGGCCCGUUUAUGAUAGAAACCUGACAGAGAAGAACAAGGGGGACGAAGGUACAUUAGAAAGUUUCUUUCCACCAUCUGAAGAAGAAGCUUCUAAGUUCAAUCUGAAGAAUUGUAUGAGAGUUUAUCCCCACCAACAAAAUACAGGAGGGUUUUUCAUCAGUGUCUUCGAAAAAGUUGAAGAUAACAUCGAAGCGGCUGCAGAGAAACUAUCUUCAGAAACUCCAGCCUUAGAAUCUGAAGAACCUCAAACAAAAAAAAUGAAGGUGGAAGAAGUCCAAAAGAAAGAAAGAUUACCCCGUGAUGCCAACGAAGAACCAUUUGUCUUUGUUGACCCACAACACGAAGCUUUGAAGGUUUGCUGGGACUUUUAUGGUAUCGACAACAUUUUCGACAGAAACACCUGUCUAGUGCGUAACGCCACCGGUGAACCAACCAGAGUCGUUUACACUGUAUGCCCAGCUUUGAAGGACGUUAUUCAAGCCAAUGACGACAGGUUGAAGAUUAUUUAUUCCGGUGUGAAAUUGUUUAUCUCCCAAAGAAGUGACAUUGAAUGUUCGUGGAGAAUCCAAAGUGAGUCAUUGCCAAUAAUGAAACAUCAUAUGAAAUCCAAUAGAAUUGUUGAAGCUAACUUGGAAAUGCUGAAACAUUUGUUGAUCGAAUCAUUCCCUAAUUUUGAUGACAUUCGUUCCAAGAAUAUUGAUGACGAUUUUGUCGAAAAGAUGACGGAAUUGAGCUCUGGCUGUGCUUUCGUUGAUGUAUCAAGAAACGACCCUGCAAAGGAGAACUUGUUUUUACCGGUUUGGAAGGGUAACAAAUGCAUCAAUUUAAUGGUCUGUAAGGAAGAUACCCAUGAGCUAUUAUACAGAAUAUUUGGUAUUGAUGCGAAUGCCAAGACUACUCCAAAACCUGAAGAAAAGAUAGAAACGACGGAGGCUCCUACUGAAGCUUCUACUGAAGCUUCUUGCGAAACUCCUAACGUUACUGAAUAA
Messenger RNA from Saccharomyces kudriavzevii IFO 1802, 2046 nucleotides. RefSeq names its product tRNA (cytosine-C5-)-methyltransferase (gene NCL1). Gene Ontology annotation, biological process: tRNA methylation. Gene Ontology annotation, molecular function: tRNA (cytidine-N5)-methyltransferase activity; tRNA binding. Bases 1 to 2046 code for a protein of 681 amino acids. The transcript has a single exon. Gene Ontology annotation, cellular component: cytoplasm; nucleus. NCBI's taxonomy places the organism in Eukaryota, Fungi, Ascomycota, Saccharomycetes, Saccharomycetales, Saccharomycetaceae. The record is from RefSeq and is a predicted model, not a curated record.